This is a messenger RNA of Esox lucius (northern pike), 3821 nucleotides long. Its product is annotated as dynamin-2. The record is from RefSeq and is a predicted model, not a curated record. Gene Ontology annotation, cellular component: membrane; cytoplasm; microtubule. The coding region runs from base 371 to 2962 and encodes 863 amino acids. The transcript has 21 exons. Lineage: Eukaryota; Metazoa; Chordata; Actinopteri; Esociformes; Esocidae. Gene Ontology annotation, molecular function: microtubule binding; GTP binding; GTPase activity.
UGUUAUGCAUUGACGACGAGCUGCGAGUGGAUGACAGGCGGAGCUACGUCUCUAACGGAGGCUGGGUGUCGCCUGACCGGAUGAUGACCGACCUAAGUUUUAUGAAUCUAGUCUAUCCCAUAUUUCCUAUUGAUUUUGAGAGAUCUUCGCUGUAUCCAUUUCUGGCAGCUAAUUAACGGAGCAUCGCGCAAACCUAAACACAGCCAAGUCCAACUGACAACUCAACUUUCAAACGUUUUCUUUUUUCCAACUACGGUUCUGCGGUGAGAUAGCGCUGGGAUUCAACUCGUCUCGGUCUCUUCUUGCCUCCCCGUCUUUUCUAGCAAGCGGAGGCUGAGCUGAGUUGAGCUUUCCGGAGAGGGGAGCAGCCAUGGGCAACCGGGGUAUGGAAGACCUCAUUCCCCUAAUCAACAAGCUCCAGGACGCUUUCAGCUGCAUCGGACAGAGUUGCAACCUCGACCUGCCGCAAAUCGCUGUGGUCGGCGGGCAGAGCGCUGGGAAGAGCUCCGUUCUGGAGAAUUUCGUUGGAAGGGACUUUCUGCCCAGAGGGUCUGGUAUCGUCACCCGGAGACCUCUUAUUCUGCAACUAGUCAACAGCCAAGCAGAGUAUGCCGAGUUCCUUCAUUGUAAAGGUCGUAAGUUUGUGGACUUCGACGAGGUUCGUUUGGAGAUUGAGGCAGAGACCGAUCGCAUCACUGGGUCCAAUAAGGGAAUCUCUGCCGUACCUAUAAACCUCAGAGUCUACUCCCCUAAUGUGUUGAAUCUGACUCUGAUCGAUCUACCAGGAAUGACGAAGGUGGCGGUGGGAGACCAACCGGCCGACAUCGAGCACCAGAUCAGAGACAUGCUGUUGCAGUUUGUAACUAAAGAGUCGUGUCUGAUCCUGGCUGUGACUCCGGCCAACAUGGACCUCGCUAACUCUGACGCCCUCAAGAUAUCGAAGGAAGUCGACCCGCAAGGGUUACGUACCAUCGGUGUUAUCACGAAGUUGGAUCUAAUGGAUGAGGGUACCGACGCACGGGACAUCCUGGAGAACAAGCUGUUACCCCUACGCCGGGGUUACAUCGGGGUGGUGAACCGGAGUCAGAAGGACAUCGAUGGCAGGAAGGACAUCAAAGCCGCUCUGGCUGCUGAGAGGAAGUUCUUCCUGUCCCACCCAGGAUACAGACACAUGGCCGACCGCAUGGGGACCCCCCACCUCCAGAAAACACUCAACCAGCAACUGACCAACCACAUCCGGGAUACGUUGCCAGGGUUACGCAGUAAACUUCAGAGCCAGCUGCUGUCUCUGGAGAAAGAGGUGGAGGAGUAUAAGAACUUCAAACCUGAUGACCCGACACGAAAAACCAAGGCCCUUCUGCAAAUGGUGCAACAGUUUGGUGUGGACUUUGAGAAGCGUAUUGAGGGAUCUGGUGAUCAGGUGGACACUGUGGAGCUGUCCGGUGGAGCCAGGAUCAACCGGAUUUUCCAUGAGAGAUUCCCCUUCGAACUGGUCAAGAUGGAGUUUGACGAGAAGGAGUUGAGAAGAGAGAUCAGCUACGCCAUCAAAAACAUCCAUGGAGUCAGAACGGGCCUGUUCACCCCUGACUUGGCGUUUGAGGCCAUAGUGAAAAAGCAGAUCAUUAAGCUGAAAGAGCCGUGUCUGAAAUGCGUCGACCUCGUUGUGUCCGAACUAUCAACCCUCGUCAGAAAAUGUACAGAGAAGCUUGUUUCCUACCCGAGACUGAGAGAAGAGACAGAGAGAAUUGUCACAACGUAUGUCAGAGAGAGAGAUAGCAAGACCAAGGACCAGGUGUUGCUGCUGAUUGACAUUGAGCUGUCUUACAUCAACACCAAUCAUGAGGACUUCAUCGGCUUUGCGAACGCCCAACAGAGGAGCACCGCUACUGCCACCAUCAACAACAAGAAGAGAGUGAUGCCUAACCAGGUGAUCCGGAGGGGUUGGCUCACUAUCAACAUCAGCAUCAUGAAGGGGGGGUCCAAAGAUUACUGGUUCGUGCUGACCGCAGAGUCCCUGUCCUGGUACAAGGAUGAAGAGGAGAAGGAGAAGAAGUACAUGCUGCCCCUGGACAACCUGAAGCUGAGAGACGUGGAGAAAGGCUUCAUGUCUACAAAACACACUUUCGCCAUCUUCAACACUGAGUCAAGGAACGUGUAUAAGGACCUGCGUCAGAUCGAACUUGCCUGUGACACUCAGGAAGAUGUGGACAGCUGGAAGGCUUCGUUCCUCCGGGCUGGAGUUUACCCCGAGAAAGACCAGGUGGAGAGUGAGGACUCUGGCCCGGCUGAGUCCUUCUCCAUGGACCCUCAGCUGGAGAGGCAGGUGGAGACCAUCCGUAACCUGGUGGACUCCUACAUUGGCAUCGUCAACAAGUCCAUCAGAGACCUCAUGCCCAAGACCAUCAUGCACCUGAUGAUCAACAGCGCGAAAGACUUCAUCCAUUCUGAGCUGCUGGCCUACCUGUAUUCGUGCGGGGACCAGGGCAGCCUCAUGGAGGAGUCUGCUGACCAGGCCCAGAGGAGGGAUGAGAUGUUGAGGAUGUACCACGCCCUGAAGGAAGCCCUGGUGAUCAUCGGAGACAUCAGUACCACCACAAUCUCCACUCCCAUACCUCCGCCUGUUGACGACACCUGGAGGGCCAAGGAUCCCAGCCCCCCACCCCAGGCAAGACCCCUCCCGGCCGCCGCUUGUAUUCCGAGUCGCCCUCCGGCAGUGAGGGGCGCGACACCAGGCCCUCCUCCCGCCAACCCCCCGAACCCGGCUUUCGCCCUGGGCCCGCGCCCUGGGCCCGCGCCUCUCAACAGCCACGCCGGGCCCGAUCCUGUGGGCAACGUCCCCGUCAUCCCUUCCCGACCGAUCAGGGUGCCCCCUGGCCUGCCCCCAGGCAUACCCAGGAGACCUCCAGCUGCCCCCGGUCGUCCCACCAUCAUACGUCCUUCAGAGCCCUCCCUGCUGGACUAGACACACACACCCACCCACACACACCCUGCCUCAAGUCCCCCUCCUGUUGUCUUUUGACUACAAAGAAACAGUGUAAAAGAAAAAAAAAUAAUGAAGAAAACAUUUGUUUUGCUAACACGGUUCAAUACCAGAGAACGGUUUGGUUGUCGUUGUUAAUGGAUCACUACACCGCUGAUUGAUAUUCUUUAAAUGUGUGUAUUCAACCAACACUACGUACUUUGAUUGUGUAACAAUUGUUUUGAAAAGGGAUUGAAGUGGUGAGGAACAGAAGAAAUGAAACGUACAUUUACACACUAACUUUAAUCUUAAGUUUGGUAAAACCAGGCUAUGUGACAAUUUCAGGUCCAGAAAGUUUAAUGUAAAACAUUUGAGACCUACAACUCAUUCCUUUUCUAAAAAUGUUUUGUGAUUUUUCUAACCUUUUUAUUGCUAUGUACAUUUGUAUUUGUUUCUUCGCUAUGCACCUGAGUAUCUAUGCAGGAACGUGAUUAAUUUGAACCCCGCAGCUUCAUUGAAUACAUUUUGGUAACUGAUUCCAACUACAAAAAACACAUUUGAUAAAUCAUUUGUUGGAAUGGAAACCAGUUGGCUUAAAACUGCUUCACGGUUUUCAUUCAAGGUUGGGAUUCACUGUAAGUUACAGUGUAACAUUCACAGUAUGUUCAAAUCAGGGGGUCACUGACUGGAAUUUAUACAAAGCUGACUGCAGGCUAGUAGUUCAUACAAACUAGCUGUUGUCCUGUAGGUUACCAAUUUUCAACAUAUGCGAGUCGAUAAAUGCACUUCAGCCCAUGACCGUAGUGUUUCGCUAUGAGGUUCUGAGUAAAUGCCUUUAAAAUAAACAUUGUUUAAAGGUUUG